Messenger RNA from Linum trigynum, 330 nucleotides. Lineage: Eukaryota; Viridiplantae; Streptophyta; Magnoliopsida; Malpighiales; Linaceae. The record is from the annotation of a GenBank genome assembly.
AUGACGGGGGCCUCCAAGCUACAAGCUCUCUGGAAUCACCCUGCUGGACCCAAAACAAUCCACUUUUGGGCUCCAACGUUCAAAUGGGGGAUCACCGUUGCAAAUAUUGCCGACUUCGUUAAACCUCCUGAGAAGCUUUCGUAUCCUCAGCAGAUAGCUGUAACAUGUACUGGAAUCAUAUGGUCUCGCUACAGCACAGUUAUAACUCCGAAAAACUGGAAUCUGUUUAGCGUAAAUGUGGCAAUGGCUGGAACAGGCAUAUAUCAGCUGUCGCGUAAAUUACGGCAUGAUUACUUUUCUGAAGCCGAGCCUUCGCUUGCUGAAGAAUAA